GAGAUGGUUAAACUUUACUACUUGUACCUGGCUAUUCAUCAAACUAUUUCAAUACAAUGGAAUUCAGCGCGUUGAGAAUUUAGAGCAAACUGGUAAGGGUAGCGCCCGGAAGCGCUGUUAAUGCUCUAAAUUAUAUCCUUAGGCUAUAAUGUCAGGAGGUGCGGGCGACGGAGGAGGCCCCACGGCCAGGCACGUCGCCUACGUGGGGCAUCCCGAGGCGGAUGGCUAUGCCAAGCAUUUGCUUACGCUGCUCGCGCAGCGGCGCGAGCUGCAGACCGACGACGUACGUCGCGUGCUGACUGACGCUUCCGUCUACGCGGCAGCUGCCAGUCCCUCGACCCCAGCUCAAUCUGAUCCGGCGGCAUCCGGCGGCGCCCUAGACGGCGGCGCCCCGGCACCGCUGCUGCCGGCGUCAAUCUUCAGCGGCACGGUCACCGCAGCCAGCAUUGAUAAGGAACGGCGGGAGCUGCAGUCGGAGCUGAGUAUGGGGCUGGAGUGGCGGCCGCAGCCCUCGGUGGCUGAGGCGUGCCGGGCGGCGGUGGAGGGCGCGGGCAAGCCCAUGGCGGGCCUGCCCGACGCUACCGCGCUGACGUGGCACUUCCGCGCGCGCCGCGCCGAGCUGGCAGUGGAGCAGCGGCAGCUGCUGAAGCACGUGGCGGCGCUGAGGCGGCAGCACCUCAGCCACGUCGUCAUGGGCCGCGGGGGCGGCGGAGCCGGCGGCGGCACUGGGGCCGCCCUCAGCGGCUGGGGUGCUGGUGGGGCCGGUGCAGGGGGAGGCGGCGGCAAGAGGUUGCCGGUCGAGGUGACGCGGGGCUCGGCGGCAGCGCAGCAGGGCUGGACGCAGCAGCUGGACCACGCCGGCUCCGCCUACCAGGGCGAGCUGAGGCCCUGUGUGUGCGAGCGUGAGCUGGCGGCGGCGGGGCAGUGCCUGCAGGCCAUGCAGCGCUCGGACGCGGACAUAGCGGCCCGCCUGGGCCGCCUCACAUCACUGAGGGCCGCGGACGACAGCGACUGGUGGGCUGCGCUGCACUGGGCUGCCAUGCGGCUGCCUGCGGGCCGUGCGGCGGAGCGCUUCUUCGACCGCAUCCGCCUGCUGCCGCUCAGCCACCACCACCGCUUCCCCAUAUACGAGCAGGUGGCAGGCGCCGCGCUGCGCCGUGACCAGCACGCGGCGGGCGUGGGCCUGAGGCUGCCGCCGCGUGUGGUGACCAGCGGCCCCGAGUCGGAGGCGGCGCUGGAGGCGCUCAUGGGCGGGCUGGACCUCGACGAGCUACUGCCGCAGGGCUCCAGCAGCUCUGCCGAGUCCAUGCCCAUGACCCUGGCCACCGACAACUCCGCCCGACACCACAAGGCAGCCUACGACGCACGCCGUAUGCUGCCAAAGCUCAUGGCCCGACACCGCCGCCGCUGGCCCGGAGCCAGCCUGAGCGGUGCCGCAGAAGGCCAGCCUGCGGAUGCAGCGGCGGCGGCGGCGGCGGCGGCGGCGGCGGCGGGGCCGGCGGGGCUGCAGGCGCAGGGGUCCGCGGGAGCGGAGGGUGCGGCCGGGGCCAGCGGAGGGGAGGCGGCGGCGGCGGCGCUGUUGGCUGAUGAUAGCGAGCUGGACCCAUAUGCGGACGACCCCACCUGCUCUGUGCGGGACCAGGUGCGCCUGGUCCGCGUGCUGGAGGAGGAGCUGGGCGCUCUGACGCCCUCGCUGGAGGGAGACGAAUCGGCGGGCUGGGCGGCUGUGCUCAGGACCCUGCCGCUGCAGGUGGAUGAGGCGCUCAAGGCCGAGAACGCCUUCCUGGAAGAAGCCGACGAGCGAGCCGCCUACGACCGCCUGCGCAGCCUGGCGGAGGCACACGUGGACCGCUGGUCGCAGCAGCCCCCGCACGACAGCUCAGCCAGCGGCGGCGCAGCCGCCGAGGACGGCGGCGGCGCAGCCGCCGCGGCGGCGGCGGCUGCCGCCGCAGGCGGGAAGGGGGGUGCGGGGGGUGCGGGGGGUGCGGGGGUUGCGCGUAUGGCGUUGUCUCUUGCGAACCAGGCGCGGGCGAGUCAUGGGCUGCAGGACAAGACCAUGGAGGCGCUGUACAUCGCCAGGUACCUGGUCAGCAGGCGGAACAAGCUGAGGGUACUGCACUACCUCAAUGCCAUGGUGUCGCUGCAGCUGCAACUGCUGCGAGACGAGACCGCGGAGGAGGGCCUGGCGCUGCGCUUCCCGCCCACCACCACCGGCGCCAAAGACUUCACCUGCCCAUUCGUGUUCGCCAACGGCGCAGCCGGCACCGUCGCCGGCGCCCCCGGCGCGCCUGACUGCCCGACGGCGGCGCCAGCCGCCGGCGUAGCCGGCGCAGCCGCUGACGCGGCGGUUGGUGCGGAGUUGGUUGAUGAGAUGGAUUGUUGGGUGGAGGACGUGGAGGCGGGUGUGGCGGUGCGGGCGGGGCCGGACGGGCGGUGGCUGCUGCACGGGGCGGCGGUGGGGCGGUUCCGGGCGCUGGAGGCGGAGCUGCUGCGGGUGGCCACAUACCACCUGGAGGCGUACGCGGCGCAGGCCCACUCGGCGGCGGUGACGGGCACGGCACAGGGCGCCGCCGCCACCGCCGCGGCCGCCGCCGCCGCCGCCGGCGACCCGCUGGCUGCCGUGGACCGACUGGGCGUGGUGGCAGACCUGUGGGAGUGCGAGGCGCAGUUCGCAGCGGCACGGCACAAGGCACUGCUCGCGUACUUCCAGGCCUACCGCCACGCCUCCGGCUGGGGCCUAGCUGACAUUUGGGGCGGCUGCAAUGCCGACAUGGCGGCGGGCGCGGGCGCGGGCGGCGGCGGCGGCGGCGGCGGCGGCGCGGAGGGCGGCGGCGGCACGAGCUGGGCGCGUGCGUCCGCCAACUCGCCGCAGCCGCAGCUGCUGGGUGCGCGGCGGCAGCUCCGGAGGGAGAUGAUCGACUUGUGCUUCAGGCGGCCGGCUCUGGCCCUAGAGGACGGGUACUUCGCUGAGCGCUACCUGGCUGACACUCUGGGUCUGGAGCUGGAAGCCACACUGGCGGGGCAGCUGACGAACCUGGUGGCGAGACACGAGCGGCAGGCCCUGGCGGCGGCGCACACCUCCGCGGCGGCGGCAGCCAGCGCGGCGGCGCUGCUGGCGGCACGCGUCAGUGGCGGCGGCGGCGGCGGCGGCGGCGGGGGUUCUAGUGGCAUGGCUGGCGGCUGGGCUGGGGCGGGGGUGGGAGGAGGAGCAGGAGGCUUGCUGGGUGAGGUGGAGUCGGUUUGGAAGCCUGGCUACAACCCCGGCAUUGUGUACGGCAGCAUCAUCAUGGUGGGCUCGCGCGGGCUGAUGCAGGAGGGCGCCGCGCUGGGCGCCGUGGGCGCCGCCGCCGCCGGCCUGCCCGCCGCCCUGCGCGCCGCCGCCGCCGCGCUGUCCGACCUGCACCAGCUGCGGCACCAUGUGGAGCUGGCGGACCUGCGGCGGGCCGUACUGCAGUACGGCGUCACGGAGAUGGGGCUGCUGCUGCGGGAGGAGGCGCACCGCGCCCAGGCCGUCGUGGAGCGGCAGCCCAAGGACUCCAUGUACGACGGCGCCCGCGGCAAGCGCGACCUGCACCCCGACGCCCCCCUACUGCGGGGCAACUGGCUGUGCGCGUCGCACGUGGCCGACAAUGCAGAGGUCCUGCGCGCCACGGCCCUGGAGGAGGGCACUCCGCCCCGCGCCGCCCUGGAGGUGUUCCUGAACAAGGAGGCCCUCAUCCGCCACCUCUACCGCGGCGAGCUGCUGUGGCUGGUGGGGGUGGUGCAGGCGCGCGCGCUGGGCCGCCGGGUGGCGCAUCCGGAGCUGUUCGGCAUCGACUGGGGGCAGAUAGACGCGCAGGGCAACGCGCUCAAGGCCGAGCUGCUGAGCGAGGUGGUGCAGAUGUGUGAGCCGUCGGAAAUGGAUCCGCCGGGCGUGGCCGGCCCCGGCGGCAACCCGGAGGUCGCGGCGGGGGCGGUGGCACCCAAGGUGCGACGCGGCGGAGGCGGUGGCGGCGGAGGCGGCCGCAAGGGCGGCGGAGGCGGCGGCCAUGGCGGCCGGCGCGGUGGCGGUCCGACCCAGGAUGACGAGGACGAGGAUGAAGAGGAGGCGGAGGAAGAGGAGGAGGAGGAAGAGGAGGAGGAGGCCGAGGCGCAGGAUGAGUCGUCGCUGGCUGUUGGUGCGGGCGCAAACAAGAUCCUGAUGCUGGCUGUGGGCACGGGCGGCGCGCUGGGCGGCGUGUGGCGCUGCCCCCCUCUGGCGCUGGCCGAAUUCUCCACCGCCCCCGCCGAGCUGCUGAACGCACACUCGCUGGGCGGGCUGCGUGCCAUGCUGCGCCGCGGCGACGCCGCCCACGCCUGCCUGCCGGCGGCGGUGCGGGCGCAGGCGCUGCGGGCGGUGGUGCUAGAGGUGUCCAUUCGGCACAACCAGGUGCUCCUGGACGGCAUCAUCCGCAAACUGGACCGGCGGCGGCGAGUGCUCAUGUGGCGCAUGGCGGCCAUGGAGGGAGUGGCGGACGACAAGGCCAUGGACGUGGUGGUGGGCGGCCCGCCAGGCGCCUACGCCCCCGCGCUGCACCCGCUCAACCCGCCCGAGCGGCCGCCGGGGGCCCACCCGGACGACGGCCGCCGCGAGCCGCCGCCGCCGCUGAUGCGCGAGCCGCCCGGAGAGAAGCUGGACGAGUACCAGAAGCAGAGGCGCAGCAGCGGCGCCAGUGCCUCCUCCCGCCGCGCCGGCUCGCAGCGUGGUCCGGCCGGUGCCGCGGCGCGGGCGGGCCUAGACGAGCGGUCUCUGGAGGACCUGCGGCAGCGGCGGCGUGCGCUGACGGCGGCGGCGGGGGCGCUGUACCUGGACGUGAACGAGAUAAAGCUGCGGCUGCGGGUGCAGGCGCGGCGCACCUACGUGCAGGGCCUGGUACGUGCCAAGGGCGGCGGUGGCGGCGGUGGCCCCCUGGGUCCCGAGGUGGAGGCGGCUGUGCGCGCCGACACCGAGUCCGCCUACGCCGCCGCCUUCCUCGGGGAGCUGCUGCCGGCGGCGGCUCGCACGCAGCUGGCGGCGGCGGUGCGCGAGCUGGCGGUGCUGGUGCUGGGCGGCACAGGCGGCUACGGUGCGGACUGGGGUAUCCGGUACGACGCCGACGGGCAGUUGCUGACGCCGCGCGAGGACCGCGGGCCGCUGUUCCAGGGGCCGGAGGGGCAGGCGGCGCUGAGGGCGGCGGUGCUGGAGUACGCACCCCUGUGGCAGAACAUCAUGUUUCAGCUGGCCGACAAGCCGGGAGACCCCGACCCCAUGGACUGGGCCCCGGCCGCGCCCGCGGUGGGGCCGCCGCCAGCCAUUGGCUUCGUGCAGCUGCCGCCGCCGCCACCCGCCGCCGCCGCCGCCGCCGGUACCGGUGCCGGUACCAGCAAGCAGGCCAACGCCGCCGCCGCCGCGACCGCGGCGGCCGCCGCCACCAACGCUGCGGGCGCCGUUGUACGGCUGGAGUCUCUGUGGGGGCUGCCGGGGCAGUGGGACGUCCUGCACGGGGCCUCGCUGUACUACCCGCCCGGCCCCGGCGGCCUGGCGGCGGUGGAGAAGGGCGUGGCAGUGGCGGGACUCGUGAACGAGGUGGUCAGGCACUUCAUCUUCACGGCUGGGCUGCUGGCGCCCUCGGCGUUGCUGGCGGCGGGCGGCGACGUGAGCGGCCAGACGUCGGGUCUGGCGCCGCUGACACGCACCGGCGUGCCGCCCGCCGCCGCCGUCAGCUACAACCCCGCCGGCCCCACACGCACCCAGCUGUACCAGCAGUCAGAGGUGCGCAUGCUGGCCGCCGGCUGCUCCUUCCUGCCCGGCGCGCUGCUGGCGGCGGACCUGGUGAAGCUGCAGGCGCGGCUGCAGUACCUGCACAGGCCGGCGGUGGGGGCAGGGGCCAAGCCGCCCCCAGGUGCAGCCUCGCCGGCGCCUCAGCCCACCCAGCCGGCUGACGAGGUCAUCGGCGCCCUGCGGCGCGAGCUGGCGGUGGCGGCGACCUGCCGCAUCCUGGCGGUGGCGAGGGCGCGGGACAACUUGCUGGCGGCGGGGCCCGGCAAGAAACAGUCGUGGUACCUGGCAGGGGCGCUGGAGCACAGCCUGGCCCGCAGCGCCGCUGCCGUGGCCACGCCCGCGGAGGACGCCGCCCGCGGCGCGCCCGCGCCGCCGCCCUCCGCGCUGCCGGCCUUCCCCGCCGCCUUCGCGCUGCGCCUGCCCGACGCCGACCGACUGGCUGUGCACAACGAGGCGGCGCGGCUGGCGUUGGCGCAGGAGCGCUGCCUGGCGGAGUGCCGGGUGCCGGCGGCCACGGCGCCGCACGACGUGAUGGCGCUGUCCGAGUACUUUGUGGCGGGGAUGUGGGUGCACGACAGGCUGCGCGACGCACUGGCCUGGCGCUCGCUGCUGAUGGAGUCGCCCGAGGCCUUCCCCUUCGCGCCGCCGCAUGUGUGCGUCUUCCUUCGCCGCUACCACUCGCCGGCGCCGCCGCUGCUGUGCAGCCUGGCGCCGCCGCCUGCCGCGGUGGCGGCGCUGCAGACAGCCUACGCCGCAAAGGUCACGGCGCAGGCCAAGUCUCUGGUGGCGGCGGCGGAGCGCCAACUCGCCGCCAAGGCCGCCGCGCGCGCCGGCAGCCACGACGACGACGCCGGCGGCGGCGGCGGCGCCGGUCGCGACGCGGGUCAGGAGGGCAAGCCGCACUGGCUGGCUGCCAGCCCCGUGUGGCUGUGCGGCGAGGCGCGGCAGCUGGAGGGCUGUGUGGCGGUGUGCAAGCAACAGCUGGACCUGCAGGCGGUGCAGGUGGCGCUGUUGCGGCUGCACCAGGACUGCACGCAGCUAGCGGGUCUGCGCGCGGUCGCAGCCGCCGCCUCCGCCAGUGUCAGUGGCGAGGCCGGCGGCGGCUUGCUGCACCCGCACGCACUGCCGGCGGCGGCACUGGGCGGCCUGGCCCGCAAGCUGAUGGCGCGGCAGCGGCGCGGCGGCCCCACCGGCAAUGAUGCCGUCGUGGAGCUCAGCAUGGACGAGCUCACACGCUGGCUGAGUGAGGCCGCGACCACCCUCACCGCCUCUGCGCGUGCGGGUGCGGCGGCGGCCGCGGCGGCGGCGGCGCGGGAGCGGGCGGCCAUGGGCCGGGUGGCUGACGAGCUGACGGGGGCGGUGGCGGGGCUGGCGUACGACAAUGACACGUUCAUGCGCCGACACGCCAUCAAGGUGGAAACCCAGGUGGUUGACCGGGCCAUGUCGCUGCUGCUGGAGCUGAGCCAGGCGCGGCGCCAGGCGCUGAGGGCGGGGGAGGACUCGCGCGGCGCCAUGGAGGCGGCGUUCGUGGCGGCGCAGAAGCAGUACGCGGCGCACAUUGACGACCUGAACAACCAGCUCAUUGUGGCGAGGACCAACUCGUCCAUCAUGCGCAGUGAGCUCCAGAAGGCAGCCCUGGAGGCGCUCAUCGAGGUCCGGCGUGAGACGCUCAAUCGGGCGUUUAACAAUGGAAGCAUGAAGAUGACGGAUGAGGUGGGGCGCAUGCUGGCGCUGGAGCGUCAGCUGGAGGAGUCCCAGACUGAGAUCCUGGACCUCCAACGCGCCAUCAGCAAGGUGCAGGCCUGGUUCAAAAUGAGGUCCGCGGCCUUCCUCACCGCCUGUCUCACAGAGGUAGCUGCCGCCCGCGGUCGGGCCGAGGGUCUGGAGGCGGAGCUGUGGGAGGCGCGGGAGCGGAGCGAGCUGGCUCUGGAGCAGCUGGGCACACAGCUCAAGGCAACACAGGCUGACCUGGAGGCCGUGUCGGCUGGCGCCGCCCGCAAUGCCUCCGACCUGCGCCACGCGCUGGCCUCCAACAAGAAGCUGCUCAAGUGGAAGGUGACAACGGCGCCGCGCAUUGAGGCGCUCAAGAUGAGGAUGGCAGACAUGACCAAGCACCGCGAGGCCUGGCUGGAGUGGGUCAACAGCAAGCAGGGGCUCAUGGCGCACCUGGGCACACAGGUCAUGGCAGUGCACCGCGACAAGCAGCAGCUGCAGCAGCAGAUGCAGCAGGGCGACGCGGCAGGCGGGCGAGGCGGCCGGGGCGGGCGCAGCGGCUCUGCAGGCGGCGGCGGUGGCGCCGGCGGCGGCGGCCUGGCCAGUGAUGCGGAGCUAGAGGCUAUCCGGGAGCAGUGGGAGAUGGAGCGGCGCCAGAUGCAGCAUGAGAUUUCGCACCUCAAGUCGCUGCUGGCUAACGAGCGGCUGGUGAAGAACGACGUCUUUGAGCGCCUUCUAAAGCUGGAGCAGCAAUACAUGGCACUGGCGCAGUCGCCGGCGGGGCAGGCGGUGCUCAUGGGCGGUGGCGGCGGCGGUGGUGGCGGCGGUGGCGGCGCGGGGGCAGGAGGAGGCGGUGGCGGCGCGAGUAUGAUGUACGGGCGCUCGGCGUUGAGCCCGGUGCAGGCAGACAUUCUGUCGCGCAGGUACGAGGAGCUGCGCUCCAGCCAUGACUCGGUGCGGCAGGAGAACGAGGCGCUCCGCCGCACCCUGGCCGCGCUGCGCUCCGUGGCGCCCGACCUGGUGCACAGCCUGGAGUUCCCACUCAUGCUGCAGUCCGUCACAGCCACACACGGCCCAGGCGCCGGCGGCGCCGUCGCGCCGGGCGCCGGCGGCGUGACGGUGCCGCAAGGCGCCGCCGCGGUGGGCGGGCUGCGUGGCGGGCAGGCGCCGGCGGCGACGGGGCAUGCGCCGGCGGCGGUCCCUACGCAUGCGAGCAUGGCGGCGGCGGCGGCGGCUGGGAUGGGUGGGAGCUCGCCAAGCCUGAUUAGGCCGGGUACGGCGGGGCGGCUGCGGCCGCAGGCGAUGAUGAUGGUAGCGCCGUCGGGUGGAGCUGCAGGCGCUGCUGGGAUGCAACAGCAGCCGCAGCAGCAGCAGGGCGCGGCCGGCGUGGACAUGGACGGCAGCGGUGUGGGGCUGGGCGUUGGGGCGGCGCCCAGCCCAGCCCGGCGGGGUGUGGGUGCCUCCGGUGCGCGCCCUCCCUCUGCAGCUACCUACGCUGCACGUGGGGGCGUGGGUCCCCAGUCUGCCGCCGCCGCCGGUUUGGGCUCCCCAGUAGUGACUGCAGCCGCGAGUGGCGGCCGCUCCCCUGUGGUUCGGACAAGCGGUGCGGGAGGCAGCGUCUACAGCCACAGCUUGGGCGCGGGUGUGGGUGUGGGGUUGCCGGAUGCGGGCGUGCAAGGUGAAGGCAUUCUGGAGACGGGCUCGAUGCCGACGUCGCCGACGGGGUCGCUGGGCAUCACAGGGUCGCCGCGCGGCGAUGCCUCACAAUACCAGCACCAGCAGCAGCAGCGUCGGCCGGUGAUGCUGGUGGGGCCUGCGCCGGGGCCGGCGGGAUUGGAGGUGAGCGUGACUAAGCUGGUGGGCACGCCGUCACGGCCGGGCAGUGCGGUGCCUGGAGCCGGCCGCAGGGGCUGAGUUGGUCGCCUGCCUUUGGAGCCGGGGAGGCGUGUUCCAGAGGUUGUCGAUGAAUGUGUUAUCACAGCUGGGGUUGAGAGAAGCUGCUUGAGCAACGUGGCGUCAGGGCUGUGCCCAUAUUCUGGCACACACUGUAACCUGUCACACGG
Molecule: messenger RNA, 9555 nt
Organism: Chlamydomonas reinhardtii
Lineage: Eukaryota; Viridiplantae; Chlorophyta; Chlorophyceae; Chlamydomonadales; Chlamydomonadaceae
Exons: 44
Coding region: 149-9406 (3085 amino acids)
Source: RefSeq, a predicted model, not a curated record